Molecule: messenger RNA, 976 nt
Organism: Coffea eugenioides
Lineage: Eukaryota; Viridiplantae; Streptophyta; Magnoliopsida; Gentianales; Rubiaceae
Product: pentatricopeptide repeat-containing protein At5g66520-like
Exons: 2
Coding region: 56-976 (306 amino acids)
Biological process (GO): RNA modification
Molecular function (GO): RNA binding; protein binding
Source: RefSeq, a predicted model, not a curated record
UAGAGCCUUUUCUCGUUCUGAUGCCCAUCACUAUUCUAUUUCCUUCUACUCCCACAUGCAUAAAAAUCUCAUCUUCCCUAAUAACUAUACCUUCCCUUUUAUCCUCAAAUCUCUGUCAGACCUCAGGAGCCUCAAACAAGGCAAAUGCAUACAUGCCCAGAUCGUUAAGUUGGGUCCCCUCAAUGAUAUUUAUGUUCAGAAUUCGCUACUGAACUUGUACGCGUCCUGCGGGGACAUGGUGUCAUCUGGCUACGUGUUCGAUGAAAUGCCUCACAAAGACGUGGUUACUUGGACCGUAGUCAUCACUGGGUAUCGAGAAUGUAGCAUGUUUAAAGAUGCACUAAUUGCGUUUGAGCAAAUGCAGAAUGCAGGUGUGGAACCCAAUCAGGUGACGAUGGUGAACGCGCUGGCUGCCUGUGCGAGUUUUGGGGCGCUUGACAUGGGGGUGUGGAUACACGAGUUUAUAAAGAGGAAAGGGUGGACACUGGAUGUCAUUCUGGGUACUGCUUUGAUUAAUAUGUACGGAAAGUGUGGUAGAAUUGAAGAAGGUCUAAAGGUUUUCAAAAGCAUGGAAGAGAAGAAUGUUUUCACGUGGAAUGCCCUGAUUAAAGGGUUUGCUUUAGCUGAAAAUGGUCAGGAGGCAGUUAUGUGGUUCUCUGAGAUGGAGCGAGAAGGAGCUAAUAAGCCUAAUGAGGUGACCUUGAUUGCAGUGCUCUGUGCCUGUGUUCAUUCUGGAUUGGUAAAAUGGGGGGAAGAAAUUUUUUCCUCUUUACUGCAUCAGAAAUAUGGAUUUUCACCUGGUGUCAAACACUAUGCCUGUAUGAUUGAUCUAUUAGCGCGUGAUGGACGUUUAGAGGAUGCUCUAAGGAUCAUUGACAAACUGCCUUUUCAGUCUACCAAGACUAUUUGGGGAGCCUUCUUUUCUGGAUGUAGAAAAUGGGAAGAUGGGAUGAUGUGGAAGAAAUUCGAAGAUUGA